Messenger RNA from Chanos chanos (milkfish), 1218 nucleotides. It is a transcript of the gene lhx1a, whose product is annotated as LIM homeobox 1a. Gene Ontology annotation, molecular function: DNA-binding transcription factor activity, RNA polymerase II-specific; RNA polymerase II transcription regulatory region sequence-specific DNA binding; zinc ion binding. Bases 1 to 1218 code for a protein of 405 amino acids. Gene Ontology annotation, cellular component: nucleus. Lineage: Eukaryota; Metazoa; Chordata; Actinopteri; Gonorynchiformes; Chanidae. Gene Ontology annotation, biological process: neuron differentiation; regulation of transcription by RNA polymerase II. The record is from RefSeq and is a predicted model, not a curated record. The transcript has 5 exons.
AUGGUCCACUGUGCAGGCUGCGAGAGGCCUAUACUGGACAGGUUUCUCCUUAGUGUUUUGGACAGAGCAUGGCACAUCAAGUGCGUACAAUGCUGCGAGUGUAAAUGCAAUCUAACAGAGAAAUGCUUCUCUCGAGAGGGAAGACUGUACUGCAAAAAUGACUUCUUUAGGCGAUUUGGUACGAAGUGUGCCGGUUGUUUGCAGGGGAUAUCGCCAAACGACCUGGUCCGGAGGGCAAGGAGCAAAGUCUUUCAUCUGAACUGCUUCACUUGUAUGAUGUGUAAUAAACAAUUAUCUACGGGAGAGGAAUUGUACAUCAUAGACGAAAACAAAUUUGUCUGUAAGGACGACUAUUUAAACAACAACAGCGGAAAAGACACAAACCUCCUAUCAGUUACAGCAUGCAGUGAUCCCAGUUUAUCGCCGGAUUCUCAAGACCAGUUACAGGAUGACGUUAAGGACUCGGAAAUCGCAAACUUGUCGGACAAAGAAGUGGCUCACAACGAGAACGAAGACCAGAACCUGGGAGGCAAAAGGAGAGGACCGCGUACCACUAUCAAAGCAAAGCAGCUGGAGACUUUAAAAGCAGCGUUUGCGGCUACCCCAAAGCCAACAAGACACAUCAGGGAGCAACUGGCUCAGGAAACUGGGCUUAACAUGCGAGUAAUUCAGGUAUGGUUCCAGAACCGGCGGUCCAAAGAACGACGCAUGAAACAGUUAAGCGCCCUUGGCGCGAGAAGACAUGCUUUUUUCCGAAGCCCAAGGAGAAUAAGAACGCUUGUAGACCGACUCGAACCUGGAGAGCUCAUUCCAAAUGGACCUUUCUCUUACUAUGGAGAUUAUCAAAGCGAGUAUUAUGGUCCCGGCGGGAACUAUGACUUCUUUCCCCAAGGGCCGCCGUCCUCACAGGCCCAGACUCCAGUGGACCUCCCGUUCGUCCCAUCCUCGGGCCCUACGGGUACCCCUCUAGGGGGCAUGGACCAUCCUAUUCCUGGCCACCACCCGACCAGCGAAGUGCAACGGUUUUCGGACAUCAUGUCCCACCACCCGGGGGAUUCGCCCAGCCCUGAGCCCGGGAUCCCCGGGCCCCUUCACAGCAUCUCGUCUGACGUGUUUGGCCCCAGCCCCUCCUUUACCUCGCUCUCACUCAACGGCAGCGGAUACAGCAACCACCUCUCCCACCCCCCGUCGGAAAUGAACGAGGGUACGGUCUGGUAG